Molecule: messenger RNA, 2498 nt
Organism: Aethalodelphis obliquidens (Pacific white-sided dolphin)
Lineage: Eukaryota; Metazoa; Chordata; Mammalia; Artiodactyla; Delphinidae
Gene: UBALD1
Product: UBA like domain containing 1
Exons: 3
Coding region: 96-632 (178 amino acids)
Molecular function (GO): protein binding
Source: RefSeq, a predicted model, not a curated record
UUGUAUUAGCCGGAGCCGGCUCGCUAAUGGUGGACGCGUGAGGCGAAGGAGCGCGCGGCGGCGGGAGGCCGGAGCGGGCAGGCGGCGGAGGCGCCAUGUCCGUGAACAUGGACGAGCUCAAGCACCAGGUCAUGAUCAACCAGUUCGUGCUGACGGCCGGCUGCGCAGCCGAUCAGGCGAAGCAGCUGCUGCAGGCGGCCCACUGGCAGUUCGAGACGGCCCUCAGCGCCUUUUUCCAAGAGACCAACAUCCCCUACAGCCACCAUCACCACCAGAUGAUGUGCACUCCAGCCAACACCCCCGCCACGCCCCCCAACUUCCCCGAUGCCCUCACCAUGUUCUCCCGUCUCAAGGCCUCCGAGAGCUUCCACAGCGGAGGCAGCGGCAGCCCGAUGGCCGCCACGGCCACGUCGCCCCCGCCGCACUUCCCACUCGCCGCCACCAGCAGCUUCGCGGCACCCAGCUGGCCGGCUGCGGCCUCGCCCCCAGGGGGGGCACAGCACCACCAGCCGCAGCAGCCGCCCCUGUGGACUCCGGCACCCCCUUCCCCGGUGUCAGACUGGCCGCCCCUGGUCCCCCAACAGGCCGCCUCAGAACCCAGAGCCCACCCUGCCAUGGAGGCCGAGAGAUAAGGGAGGCCCCUCCCCCCUCCCGGAGGCCAGAACCCCGUGGGGCGGGGGAGAGGACGUCUCUGCGGGCCCCCUUCACCCUCUGUCUGCACCCCCAUUCCCCAGAGCCCUGGGGGGGAGAGACCGGACCCUUGUGCCAGUACGCAGGCUGCCCGCAUGCGUACCCAGCAGCGCGGGCCUGCGGCACCCAGCUUUCAUGGAUUUGGUUCAGAGUCGUCUGGGUGCUGGUGGACAGAACCUCAGAGAACAAGCAGCCUUCCCCCGAGGACUCACCUGCCCCACCCCACCCCAGGGGGCUGCGGAGCUCCCUGGGGCUGGUGGGCCUAGAUCCCCACCCUCGGGAAUGCAGAGCCUUCUCCGCAUGUGUGCGUGUCGCUGUGUCUGUGUAUUUAUAUGUAUGUCGCUCUUCGAGAAGCAACCUAGUUUAUGGGGCAGCUGGACUUUGCAUGUUAGAGUGAGCCCCCUCUCCCCUUGUCCGCCGUCCCUCUCCCCAGGGCCUUGCCCCUCUCCCCUGCCCCCUGGGCAGUCAGCCUUGCUGUUCCCUGCAGAGAAAAGGAUUGUGGGAAACUCCAGGACUCUUCCCACCCAUCCCCCAGCGCCUGCCUGCUGGGGCUGCCUGCAUGCCUCCCCAGAGCCCGGGGGUACCCCAUCCCCAGUUCCUUUCCCCCUUUUAACAAAGGAGAAGAAAGAGUUCCAAACCACCACCAGGCUCUGUGGUCUUGCCUCGUAUCCUAAGCUUUGCUGCCAGCUGGCCCUGUGUGGAGGGGGAGGGAGCCAACGGAGCCCAGAGCAGGGGCCCACCCCCCAGUCCCGCCUGGCUCCACACCGCUCCUGUCUGUUGCUGUGUUUUCAACCACAACAUGCUCUGGAAUCUUCCUGCCCACCCCAGGCUUUUCCCAUGAAGUUAGUUCCUGCCCUGUGUUCCCAGAACCCCUGCCUCCAUCUGCUCACCCUUCCCCCGUCCGACUGGACAGAUCCCGACCUCCAGGGCUAACAGCUGCCUUCCGGUCUGCCAGGGUUUCACAGAGGACUUUUCUUCCUGGCUUAGGGCCCCAGUGACUGGCUGCAGGCUGGACCCUCAGCCCAACCUCCAGCAAAUAUGCUGUGUGGGCAGGGCCCUCCCUUGGGGAGGCACAGGACACAGCACCCGUAGUAAGAUAGCAGGCUUGGCUGCAGAGCCCGUGGGGGCUAGCAGCAGGGACCGGACAAGGCUGAGCAGAGUCUAACCCACAGCUCAAACCUUUGGUUGCUAAGGAGACGAACCACUCGGGCAACAGUGGAUCCCCGGCUGCUAUCAAGCCAGGCUAGGGCAGGCACCUGUUCUUGCUCCAAGGGAGAAGCCAGGGCGCCCCACUCUGUCCUGGGCAGCCUGUACCAGUGGAGGGCAUCCCUGGGGCGGCUUUGGGAGAAGGUAGCCUUGGCCUUGUACCCCUUCGUGACGAGCUGGAACGUGGGGAAGGAAGGAGGCGGGGGCCUCUGCAGCUCUUCACUGGCAGACCUUACUCCCUAAUCUGGGAGAGCCUGCCAGCACUCAGCCCUCUGUGGACGGCGUCUGGGUUGGGGAGUUCUAUUUUGGAAGGUCUCCUGCUUGACAGGUGUCUCAGCGCCUGCCAUCAACAGUUCUGCUCUCGCUCCCCAGGGAUGCCGUGCUGCCACUUAGCCUCACCUCUGCCCUGUUGGAGCCUGGACAGGCUCUGCGGACCACUGUCUGUCCCCGCUUAUCACUGAAGACUGACCGCGGCGCCCCUGCUCUAGCUGUUGCUUAUGUUCUGGAAGUGUGUCCUCACCUUGAAGCCCACCCUUCUAAUGGCCUUCAGAGGGGGCGCAGCUCUGUCUGGGGUGCCUGUGGUGAGGGAAUUGCGGGAUGGG